GAGCCUGAGGUAAAAAUCGAGUAUGGGGACUCUGGAAGGUUUGUAGUUUUACUAGAUUCUUCUUGUUGGUUUGGUUGGGUUUUUGGUUGGUCUUGGGCCUUAUUUGGACUGUAAGGAACAGAUAGAAGCCGAAUUCCUUUCCGGGCUUCUCCUAGCCUGGACUUUGGGACUUAAUUUAAAAGGAGAAAAACAGAAAUUCAAAAGGAAGAAAACAAAAACCAGGGAGCCAAGCCGGCAUUUUUCUGGGUAGCAGUUCCCCAGGGCAUUUCCCCUCCUCCGCCCUUGGCCAUCUGCUUCCUCCUGGGGACUGUGCACCCCAUCCUCCCUCCACUCGGUCGUUGGUGGCCCAGUCUGCCAGGACACCGGGAGGCCCGCAGAGCACGACCUUGAAGGCGAAGCCCAUCGCCCCGAGGGCUCCACGACAAGCCCAGGUCUUCACUGGGUGUGGCGUGCCGAGUCGCAGCUGCUUCGGAACAAGGUCUCUGGCAGUCACGUCCUAACUUUCAGACCUCUGCGACAAGUCACCUGUCAAUAAGGGCUUGCUCAGUGGGAGAAGAAAACUGAAGAGCCUCGUGGACGCGCAGCACUGUUUCCCAGAUUGAGAAGAAAUGCUGAGACUCAAGUAAAGCUCCCUCUUCUGCUCCACGUGCCUGCCAUGGGUGCUGGGAAGUCUAAACUAGAUCACUGCCCUCUUUCCUGGCACAAGAGACACAGUGAGGAUGCAGCUCCAGACCGCCAUGAAUCGGAGGAUUCUAAGGAUGCGUCCUUGCAUGGUUUUGUGGAGCACAGCAACAGAACAGAGCCGCCGACAGGAGAGCAGGAGGGAGCUGAGGCAAAAGGAGAGAUGCCUGAGGAGGAAGCUGAAGAAGAAGUCUUCCUCAAAUUUGUGAUCCUGCAUGCAGAGGACGACAUAGAUGAGGCCCUCAGGGUCCAGGAUCUGCUGCAAAAUGACUUUGGUAUCAGGCCGGGGAUCAUUUUUGCCGAGAUGCCGUGUGGCAGGCUGCAUUUGCAGAAUCUAGACGACGCUGUAAAUGGGUCUGCGUGGACCAUCUUGUUACUGACUGAAAACUUCCUACGCGACACCUGGUGUAACUUCCAGUUCUACACCUCCCUGAUGAACUCUGUGAACAGGCAGCACAAGUACAACUCCGUCAUUCCCAUGCGGCCCCUGAACAGCCCCCUCCCUCGGGAACGGACUCCCUUGGCGCUACAGACCAUCAACGCCUUAGAGGAAGAAAGCCGAGGCUUUUCUACCCAAGUGGAGAGGAUUUUCCAGGAGUCCGUGUACGAGAGGCAGCGAACGAUAUGGAAGGAGACGCGGACUGCGCUGCGGGGACAGUUCGUUGCCUCAGACAAAGCAGACACCCGGCUGGCUCCUGUUUUGUAAACAAAAUGAUUCAUCUUCACUUGAGAAAGCAGUGUCUAGGCAAUGCUUCUCUAUGAGUGGGGCUGCUUUCAAGAACUCUGUGGAGCACAGGAAAGCUACAUUUCGGCAGGCUUGGGGCUGUGGUACUUUCUGAUGAUAAACUCCAGGCUGUCAGUUUCUAGCACUUUUUUAUAGUUUCCACAGUUUAUGAAUAUUCUUAACUCAUUUCUUACGUUACUGUGAACAGGCGUGCAUGACAGACAUUUCCAAACUACGGUAUUAAAAGUCCUCAAAAGACAUGAACAAAAUGGCUCUGAUCGUGAGAGGCCUGACCACCUCAUUCCUAUUUCUCUCAGGAAUGGUACCACAAAGCAUCCUGGUGCUGUCAAGCAGAAACACGGAUGGCCAGAUUGGGACAUGUGCCGUGUGGACGCACACACGUAGUAGAUCAGAAGUAGAUGUCAGAAUGGUCCGGCUUUUGAUAAUAAUCCAACCCCCUGUGGUUUUGUUUGUGCUGGAGUCUGGAACCAGGUUCCACCAUGAAUUAGCAAUCAUUCUGAGAGUGUGGUACUAGGGACUCUGUGGAGAGAUGUCCCCUGACCUCCCAGUUCCCGUCUGUAACCGGGGUUUUAUUCGCAGAGCUUGUAAAAAGCAUGUGAUUCUCUAGCUGAUUGCCUCUGAAAUCAAUAACCUCGUAUGUGAACCCUUAGAAAGGUCCCUCAUACACAGUGAUUGAUUCAGGGGAUGUUUCUUAUCUAGGGUGGUCAGACUGGGUGUGGGUGUGGUGUGUGUUUGGGCAGAGACUGUAUUUUUAGCAUCUCCCCUUUCUGGGUCUAAUAGGCCCACACGGACCUGUACCUUUCCCUCACAGAACCACAGCCUAUUUGAGACCGAAGCUCGGCAAACAAGCACAGGCUGGGCUUGUGGCUAAGGGUGAGUCAUGUCAAAUAAUGAGAAAGUGCCCAGUGGGGGCCAGGAGACCUACUUGCAAGCCAAUCUCUGCCACUGAGGAUGAAUGUGCCAGUGGGCAGCCAUUCUCCUUUGUCUAGGAAAUGAAAGGGUUGGAUUGAUGAAUCUCUAAAGGCUUUUGUACGCUCCCAGGACAGGAAAAACUGGAAGCCAGAAAGCAACAAGCAAAGCCUUAAAUGUUCAUAAGGUACUACAUAGCGUGAUCGUUGCAGAAGACAUAAUGCAUGCUUACAAUGAAUUGAUAUUUUGCAUCAUAAUUGAUUUUUAAUGACAGUCACAGAAAAGAAUCUAUACAUGCUUACUCAGGUUUUUUGGUUUUGUUUUUAUACAGGCUCUCUCUAUGUAGCCCUAGCUGCCCUGACACUUGCUGUGUAGACCAGUUGGGCAUCAAACUCGCAGAUCCACCUGCCUCUACCCUUGAAAGUGCUGGGAUUAAAGGAACCCACGAACAAAGGCAUUCCUCCCCGUUCAUGUGUCUCCUGGUCCUCACCUCCCUGGAUCCCCAACUGUCACCGCUCACUUCUUUAUAGCCACUGUGCCCCACAAGGAGCCUGCGAAUCAGUCAGACCUCGGGUCUGCUUCCCAGAGAAGGUGAUUGCCUUCAUGGCAUUUUCUCCACUUUCUUUGCCAGGGUAACUCACUACUCAUUUCGUCUUUUUCAGUUUUACUAACUCUCCCUUCAUUAUUAUUGCUACUAUUAUUGCUGUAAUGCUUUCAAUUUCACAAGUGCCGUAUAAUAAUAAGACAUUAACCACCCACCCUUCACAUGCCUGCCAAACUGGAACUGAUGCUGGGUGGCAUUUCUUAACAAAUGUUUUUCUUCUCUUUCAUCUCCAGUGAAGACGGUAGAAAAGUAUUCUGAGAAACAUCAAUCCAUGUUCCCGAAAGAGCAUGGCACGAUGUUCCGGCAACCUGGAGCUCGGCAGGCUUUUUGUUGUUGUUGUUGUUGUUUUGUUUUUGGUUUUAUGAAGAGCUAAAUGUUAGGUACUGAGUAAUUAUAAGUGUUAAAAUGAGCAAGAAAUGGUUACCAAAAUAACUAAUGAUAAAGGGAGGCAGAGACGUGGGCCUCAUGGGUCUAUGUUAAUGCUCACAUACAUGGCUUUAGAUAAACACAUCAAUGAUCCGGAGAAAUUCUGCCACGUGCCAGCAAGUUGUCCUGGGUACUCUGUGCCACCCGCCUGGGAGCUGCUGUAGAAGGAUGUGAGCUAUGCCUGAACAAACAAUUCUCCACCAAGUAUAGAAGUAAAGAAGUAAAGAAGAAGUAUGGUGUAUUGCCAGGUGUGGUGGUGCACGCCUUUAGUCCUAGCAAGCCAGAGGCAGAGGCAGGUAGCUCUUAAUGAGUUCAAGGCCAGUUUGGGCUAUAAAGCAAGUUCCAGAAAAACAGUUACACAGAGAAACUCUGUCUUGAAAAACUAAAAGGAAGGAAGGAAGGAAGGAAGGAAGGAAGGAAGGAAGGAAGGAAGGAAGGAAGGAUAGUUUAUCUCACUUCUAGGCAUCCUAGAAGAUGCGGUGGCUUAAUGAGGUCACUCAAGACCUAGGUUCUUUCCUGCAGUGGAAUAUUAUACAGCCUUGAAAAAUAGUAAAAUUCUGACAUGUGCUAAAACAUAAAUUAACAUUAUAUUUAAAAAGUUAAUAUCACAUGUUUUCACAUAUAUGUGAUAAAUUCAUAGAGACAGAGUCACAGAGACAGUCAGAGGCUGUAGCGAGAGAAAUAGGAUGCUAAUUUUUCAAUAGCUGAAGAGGUUGGUUUAGAGUAAUGGGGAAGUUCUGGUAAAGCCCUUGCUAGAUAUAUUGUGAAUGGACCUAAUGCUAUGAAACUGUACACUUAAAAAAUGAUUAAAACAAUACGUUUCCAUAGGUGCAUUUUGCCACAGUAACUUUAAAAAGUAAACAACAGACCAAAAAGUAUAAGCCCAAAGUCUUCCUAUCUUUUUUCUCGGCCAUUCUCAGUUUUCCAGUUGUGAUUUCCUCUGAAUUGUGUUGUGACUGCUCCAGGUUGGCCCCACAUGUAGACAGGACAGUAUCCAGCCUACUAAGUCCAGAGGAGUGGUCCACCCAAGGAGGAAAAUGUUUCAUUACUGCUGUUAAAAAUUAAAAAUAUUCAGUGAUAUUGAAGCUC
Molecule: messenger RNA, 4454 nt
Organism: Alexandromys fortis (reed vole)
Lineage: Eukaryota; Metazoa; Chordata; Mammalia; Rodentia; Cricetidae
Gene: Ticam2
Product: TIR domain containing adaptor molecule 2
Exons: 3
Coding region: 656-1387 (243 amino acids)
Biological process (GO): positive regulation of cytokine production involved in inflammatory response; positive regulation of natural killer cell activation; response to exogenous dsRNA
Molecular function (GO): protein kinase binding
Source: RefSeq, a predicted model, not a curated record